AUGGCUACCUUUGAUACCGUGAAAGAAGAGUAUAAUGCCCAGGCCAAGGCAUAUAAUGACGAAUAUCCCUCGCUACCAUAUGGUCAACUGGAAAUCCAACUCUUCGGUGCCGCACUCGGUGAUGCAACUGGACAGACCGUCCUAGACCUCGGCGGAGGUACGGGGUUGCGUGCUCGUCAAGCUCUGGAAGCCGGCGCAGCUUCCGUGGACGUUGUCGAUAUAUCGGCAGAGAUGCUCAACGUGGGAAAGGACAUUGAAAGGGAGCUGGGACGGGACAAGACACGAUGGUUCGAGGCCGAUGCGUCCAAGCCGCUGGACCGCCUCGGGCUACUGCCCGGGCAGUACGACAUUGUCAUGGCCAACUGGCUGUUUGACCACGCCGAGAACGAGGAGAGCCUGGACGGCAUGUGGAAGAAUAUUGACGCCCACCUCAAGCCAGGCGGCCGGUUCGUCGGGAUUCGCAGCGGAGACCCGCGGUCCGAUGCGCUGAGCAAGACGGACAAGUACGGGAUACGGUACACCAAUAUUCAGGAUAUCCCGGGCGGCGUCAGUCUGCGCUUCUUCAUGGGCACGAACCCUCCCAUCAACUUUGAUGCCAAGCUCGUGGAGAGCUCGUACAGUGGCUCGACGAAAUACCACACCAAGUACGGCUUGGAAGAUGUUCAGCUAAUUCCUGCUGAGGAAAUGCCCUCUGCUCGAGAAGAUCCGGACUUUUGGAAGGUGUUUCUUGAUAAUCCACCGAUGAUUGCUGUCAAGGCAAGGAAGAGAGUCGAAUAG
Molecule: messenger RNA, 777 nt
Organism: Pestalotiopsis fici W106-1
Lineage: Eukaryota; Fungi; Ascomycota; Sordariomycetes; Amphisphaeriales; Sporocadaceae
Exons: 1
Coding region: 1-777 (258 amino acids)
Source: RefSeq, a predicted model, not a curated record